AUGGCAUUCCGUAGCCUAUCUCAGAAAAUUAUCGCUACAUCUUUCGUGGCUGCAGUCACCGCAGGCGGCGUCUACAGCUUCACAGUCUCAAGGCGUGUUUCUUUGGUUGAUAAGAAUCUCAUCACUCGUUCUGAAAAUAUACCAGAGUCUUUCAUAUCGUCAAAGUCUGCUGGAGAGAUUCUCAAUGCUAAAAAGCAUGUCUAUCACUCUGACUGGCGUUUCAUCACACUCGAUAUACCCCCAGAAUACGAAGAGGUCUCUGAUCAAGUUUUGUUGGCCAAAUUUGUCAAGGGAUUUUUUGGAGGAGCUGUCUUGAGGCCUGAGCGAUUGAUUCUGCAGACAGUUGGACUAGACCUUGUUCGUUUUUCAAGCAAGUCUCUUGAAGUCAUUUGCUCUUGA
Molecule: messenger RNA, 399 nt
Organism: Fusarium pseudograminearum CS3096
Lineage: Eukaryota; Fungi; Ascomycota; Sordariomycetes; Hypocreales; Nectriaceae
Exons: 1
Coding region: 1-399 (132 amino acids)
Source: RefSeq, a predicted model, not a curated record